AUGGCUGGCACUCUCAAGGCUGCUUUUCGAGAAAUCUGUCAAAUUAUGAUCGAAAAUGGUCUUGAUAUUGAGCAAGUCUACGACGAUCAAGACCCGAAAUUCUUUAUCGGAAAGGGCACAUUGUUUGACGGAAGCUUCCUAGAUAAGCGUGCCAAGCCCAAGUUGGAAAAAGGUCCAUGGACUUUAGGGCUUCGUCCAGGUCUAUUUGAAUAA
Messenger RNA from Penicillium verrucosum, 213 nucleotides. RefSeq lists its product as uncharacterized. The record is from RefSeq and is a predicted model, not a curated record. The transcript has a single exon. The coding region runs from base 1 to 213 and encodes 70 amino acids. NCBI's taxonomy places the organism in Eukaryota, Fungi, Ascomycota, Eurotiomycetes, Eurotiales, Aspergillaceae.